Molecule: messenger RNA, 1993 nt
Organism: Tarenaya hassleriana
Lineage: Eukaryota; Viridiplantae; Streptophyta; Magnoliopsida; Brassicales; Cleomaceae
Product: B3 domain-containing transcription factor NGA3
Exons: 2
Coding region: 609-1679 (356 amino acids)
Molecular function (GO): DNA-binding transcription factor activity; DNA binding
Source: RefSeq, a predicted model, not a curated record
CAUGAGCCGAACCAUAUCCUUCAUGGGCCCCUAUGUAUUACUCACUAUUCACCUCUCUCUCCCUCCCUCCCUCUUAACUCUUUGAUCUCUACAAAGAAUCUCAAAGCCACCAUUUUCUUCACUCUCUAGAGAGAGAGAGAGAGAGAGCUAGAGGUGAGAGAAGCCAAUUAUAACUCCAAGAUUCAUUUUUGGCUCAUCUUUUUCAUUUUGAUGGGUUCCUUAGAGUCAACGUCGAGAGAAGAACCAAAUCAACAAACAGCGUUCUUCUUGAAUCUGUGUAUGUAUAGUUUGUUCUAAUUCUAGGGUUUAUAUCUUUCCUGUUUCUGGUCAAAGAAAGAAGGCACCGACCAUCUGAAAUCCGACGGACUUCGGGAAAAAGAUUUGAAAUUCGACCUCAAGAAUAUGUCCUCGAGCAUGCCGUGUAUACACAUCCCUCUCUUAUAAGAUCUCGAGUUAUGUACAACUAAUCACGAUGAAGAACAACAACAAGAACCCAGUACCAACAAUCCAAGAACAAGAAAUGGGCUCAGUCUUCAUCAAGAACCAUUGACCAGCCUCAUUCACCGAGCAAGAAGAGCAAGAUCUCGUCGAAAACUGGGGUAAUUCUCAUGGAUCUAUCACUAGCGACCACAGGUUCCGACCAAGAACAAGACAGAGAUCAAGAAAUCGCCGACAAAAACAUGAACCUACCAGUUCCGGUGGAGAAGGAACACAUGUUCGACAAGGUCGUGACGCCGAGCGACGUGGGGAAACUGAACCGUCUGGUGAUACCGAAGCAGCAUGCGGAGAAGCACUUCCCGCUGGACCCCUCAUCGAGCCAAAACGGCACGCUGUUGAGCUUCCAGGACAGGAACGGCAAGAUGUGGAGGUUCCGUUACUCGUACUGGAACAGCAGCCAGAGCUACGUCAUGACCAAAGGAUGGAGUCGCUUCGUCAAAGAGAAAAAACUCGACGCCGGAGACAUCGUGUCGUUUCAACGUGGUGUCGGCACCGAAUCCGAGAAAUCGAGGCUUUUCAUCGAUUGGAGGCACCGUCCCGACAUCAACCUCUUAAACAAUCCGACAAUACCCUCUUCGUCGUUCCUCCAUCAUCAUCAUCAUCAUAACCAGUUCGGUAAUUUUAAUUUUAAUUUCAAUUUCCCAACGUCGGUCAACGGCAACCGACUACCGGAGCAUUCCGUUCCCCGGAGCUUGAAUUUCGGAGUUCGUGGCAAUAUGUAUCAGCAGCAGCAUCAGCAACAUCAGUACUACCGUCAAGAACGAGAGAUCGUAGGGUAUGGUUAUGGUAGUUUUGUCGGUCGGUGCUGGCCGUUGGACCAGCGGAACUUCGGUGGAUCAGAGCCGUUGGUGAUCGACUCGGUCCCGGUUGUUCCCGGGACGAUAUCUCCAGCAGUUAUGGCGGUGCCGCCGCCAUCUGAAGUGGCUGCCGCCGGGAAGAGGUUGAGGCUGUUUGGAGUGAACAUGGAGUGUGGUACGGACGAUCACUAUUCUCCCUCUUCAUCUUCCGGGAGAGAUAUAGUGGAUGAAUCUUGGGUUCGGGAAGGCGGCGGGCCACGUGGCGAAAUGGGCGCAUCGUCUUCUUCUUCUUCGGCUAUGAGGCUAAGUUUGUCAAUUGAUGAUGAUCAAUAUGCAAAGAAAGGGAAGUCUCUGUCUUCCUUUUCUCUUGAUUUGGAUUCAUGAUUAGAACUCUACUUGGACGCGAAGGUAUAUAUGAGAGUUCUUCAAUUCAAGACAAGCCAAUUAGCUGUAGAGUUUAUUUUCACCAUCCUUUUUUCUUCUCCCUCUUCCUUUUUAAUCCGAUCUUCUUUUGGGUUAAAAUCAUCGGAUUUUUAAUUGCAAAGGGAAUUAGAUUCCCAGUGAGAGGGAAGGUUUCGUUCGUUCAUUAAUGGAGUUUUGUUUCAAGUUGUUCUUCAUAUUCAGUGUUUUUAGUUUAUUACUAUGUUGAGACCUGAACAUUGCAAUUAUGUAUAUAAAUGUUUAAAAUACAUGAAAUU